UUCUCGUUGCUCUGUCCUUCGACACUACCUCUGCAGCCCCUGUCGACAUCGAUGCACCAGCUCAGAACACUCCUGCACGCCAGCACAGUGAUGGCAGUCGUCCCAGCAUGCGCCGUCUGGAUAGCGACUUUCACGUGGACUACACUGUCAGGCCGUGGCCGGGUCUGACCAUCAGCGGCGUCCAGUUUGAGUACGGGGGCUCUGGCUGCGGCAGCGACAACUCAAAGUGCGGGUGCACAACCAACGCGGAGGGCAGACUUGUGAUGACCGGCCGGGGAACGGAUGGCACGGCAACGGGCCUAGACUUCAAGUGCAACUUCAAUGUCGGCGCCACCCAGUGCCACGUCCACGUCGACAUCCCGUACGUUGGUGACAAUAGCGUGGACUGCUCGUGCAACGAUGGCAAACAUACCUUCACCGGUUGCGACAUCUCGAGCAGCGGCCACGACUGGCACGGCAACAUGGAUCUCAAUCCGCCUUAGGUAGACCUUAGAAGUGCAAUGGGACAGCAGCGGGCGGGUGCGGGGCCCGGGCGGGGGUCUCUCCACAUCCCCAGAAGCUGAGAUGUUCCAGUAGCCGCUCUGUUACACUUGUGUUUACUACGCCCCCGUUUGCCCUGUCCAUUGAGUCCCGAGAAGUUGUUUACUAGUGUGUGCGCUGCGCGCGAUGGAUAGGCUGGUCCAUUGAGAGUCUCCCGAGGAGUUGUUUACUAGUGUGUGCAGCGCACUGGUCCAUUUGAGAGUCCCGAGAAGUUGUUUACUAGUGUGUGCGCAGCGAACGAUGGGUAAGCUGGUCCAUUGAGAGUCCCGAGAAGUUGAGGAGAGCGCCAGUGCAUGGGCACACCCACCCAGCACGCGCUGGUAGACGAUGGCAUCAUCCAUCGGCGAGCACAUUGCAGUUGUAAUUAGAGUUGCCUUUUGUAAAAGUACUCAAGAAGGAAUCCGCUGCCGGACACGAGGACGAAUUGCAUUUACAUCUAAUGAUUGUCCCGCGUGACUCUCUGUGUCACAUGAGUUUCUUCCCUCCAGAGAGAGAGAUGUUGUUCUCCCUCCAUCGUGUCAGUCACGUGUGGCUGUGGGCGCGUUCUGCUCUCCUUUGUUUGACCUUGUUGCGUCAUACUAACUGCCGGCUUUCGUACUCGAGUACGACCUUUAUUUUACUCGAGACCCCGGCCGCCAACGAGGCUCCACGUCGCGGUGACCUCUCGCUGCUUUCCGAAAAUUCUUUUGCCGCAUCCCGGGACGAGCCAGUGAGCGUCCCCGGUCAUGCCCGGUGAAUUUACAACUCAAGUCCUUUGGAGAGCAUUUUUCCAAAAGCCCCAAUUAGCAAGACCAACCAAACAAACAACUGUCAACUCUCUAACACCACACAUCAUUUGGUUGGGGCCUGGAGCUCUGUUCACGCGCGCGCUGCCCACCGCCAU
This is a messenger RNA of Emiliania huxleyi CCMP1516, 1423 nucleotides long. RefSeq lists its product as hypothetical. The record is from RefSeq and is a predicted model, not a curated record. Bases 108 to 482 code for a protein of 124 amino acids. The transcript has a single exon. NCBI's taxonomy places the organism in Eukaryota, Haptophyta, Isochrysidales, Noelaerhabdaceae.